AAUUGUUGUGAUAAACUUAUUAAAUAGAGUCUUUGUUAAUUGAAAAUGAGUGAAAAUGUUGAGAAUUCCCCUCCAGUCGCUGGCGGAGACAACGAAGCAGAGAAAGUUUCAAAGAAAGCUCUGAAGAAAGCUGCCAAGAAAGAAGAGAAAAGUGCCAAGAAAGCGGACAAGAAGGCAGUCAAUAGUGAGGGUGGGGCAGCAGGUGGUGAGUCAUCAAAUACUGGUGCUGAUGGGGGUCAAGGAGUGGACAUAUCAGAAGGCAAAUACGGAGUGUACGAGUUAAUGCAGAGCAAGACUAAAAUGCAACGGGACCUAGUGCCAAUAGCGAAGUUGAAUGAAACUAUGGCUGAUGAGAGUGUGUUUGUGAGGGGCAGAAUACACACUACGAGGUCAAAGGGCAAGCAGUGUUUCCUUGUGCUCAGACAGAGAGCAUACACUGUGCAGGCCUUAGCAUUCGUGGACAGCAAUACCAGUCUCCAACUUGUCAAGUUCGUGGGUUCAGUGUCCCGGGAGUCGAUUGUGGACGUGGAAGCGAAAGUUGUCAAGGUGUCCCAACUUAUCACAGGGUGCACGCAGAAAACAGUCGAAUUACAUGUCACUUCAGUGUUCGUGGUCAGCCAGUCUGAGCCGAACUUGCCACUGCAGAUUGAAGAUGCUAUGAGGCGAUCAGCAGACGAGCACGGAGGAGAUCAACAACAGGAAGAAGAGAGUGGCAAAGAGGGAGGACAACAGUUGGCAAGGGUGAAACAAGACACUAAACUAGAUAACAGAGUAAUCGAUCUGAGGACGCCCAUCAACCAAGCGAUCUUCAGAGUCGAGGCUGGAGUCUGUAGACUGUUUCGAGACCACUUGACUUCUAAAGGCUUCACAGAAAUACACACUCCAAAAAUCAUCUCAGCCGCAAGCGAGGGAGGAGCUAAUGUGUUCACUGUAUCUUACUUCAAAAACAGCGCCUAUCUUGCCCAAUCACCGCAGCUGUACAAACAAAUGUGCAUAGCGGCUGACUUUGAGAGGGUUUUCACAGUGGGACCCGUGUUCAGAGCGGAGAAUUCAAACACACAUCGACACUUGACGGAGUUUGUUGGAUUGGACUUGGAAUUGGCGUUUAAUUAUCACUAUCAUGAGGUAGUUGACGUCAUUGGCGAUAUGUUUAUACACAUGUUCCGAGGACUACACGAACAGUAUAAAGAGGAAAUUGAGUUCAUAGCUCAGCAGUAUCCCUGCGAGCCAUUCAAGUUUCUGGAGCCCAGUUUGGUGCUGGAGUACAAAGAGGGAAUUGAGAUGUUGAAAGAGGCUGGCUGUGAGAUCGGAGAUUACGAUGAUCUCUCCACUCCAGAUGAGAAACUACUGGGCAGACUGGUCAAGCACAAGUACGACACCGACUUCUUCAUCCUCGACAAGUACCCUCUCGAAGUGCGACCAUUCUACACGAUGCCAGAUCCGAACAGUCCCAAAUACAGCAACUCAUACGACAUGUUCAUGCGAGGGGAGGAGAUCGUGUCAGGUGCACAGAGGAUACACGACCCAGAACUCCUAACCGAGAGAGCGAAAUUCCACGAGAUAGAUUUGACUAAAAUCAAGGCUUAUAUUGACUCGUUCAGGUAUGGAUGUCCCCCUCACGGUGGAGGUGGGGUUGGGAUGGAGAGAGUGGUGAUGCUGUUCCUAGGAGUGCCCAACAUCAGACUAGUGUCCAUGUUCCCCCGAGACCCCAGCAGACUCACGCCAUAAUUGAACUGAAAUCGAGAAGACUUGAUUGACGAGAAGCAAAAUUUCAUGUAAAAGAAAGGGUGCAUUUUUGGCAAUACUUCAGAGCAAUUAAUGAUUUCAACUGUCACUCUCUCUUUUUAAGCGUCAAUGAACGAAGUGACGACACUUAUAUAGGUUGUGUUGAUUUUUCCCACUAAACAAGAAAAGGACUACAAAAAAAGCCUGCUUUCAAAAUUUUUUUCUUCUAGGUUGAGAUUGAUUGGUUCUGUGAACAUGAAUUGCCUCCAGUUGCCUCUUGAAAAAUCUGCUUUUUAGGUGGUGAAUCCGUUUUUAAUAAUAUUGUUAUUUCAAAUAUGACUUGACAUCAAAUUUAGUGAAGGGUCCAAAGUCUCUUGAUUUUAAAGAAUACCUUUUUUGUAUCUCAACUUAUAUAAAUGGUUGAAUAAUAUGUUUUAAAGGCACACUCUAAUCUGUGGAUUUAUCAUGUGACUUAAAAAUUAUCUCACGUAUUUUUUUCGACAAAUUCUGAAAAAUUUGCGAUUUUUUUGAUGCUGUUUUUACAAGGAUAGCUAUUAUAGCAAUUUGCUUAGUAAUGGAGUGCUCACAAAGCAGUCUCUGUUCUCUUAAAGCUUCAGCUUUUAAAGCUUCAGUUAUAAAUAUUAUUAUGGAAAAUAGUUGAUUUGUUGAACGCAUUGGUUAAUCAAAAUAUGGAUCUGUUUAAACUUCGAUGUAAUGCUUUAAAGAGUUGAGUGACUAUUCUGUUUAUAAAUUAAAUGUUAACGACCUUGAAUUAUUUAAUGAAGUUGAUUAAAACUUGUAAUAUAACGGCGGUGAAUUGUGGAGGAAGAUUUUGACCUGAAUGUGCCUCGAAGAAUAUUUCUUACUGCAUUUCUUUUUGAGCUGUCUUGAAGUAUUUUCGACUUUG
Molecule: messenger RNA, 2632 nt
Organism: Symsagittifera roscoffensis
Lineage: Eukaryota; Metazoa; Xenacoelomorpha; Acoela; Convolutidae
Product: aspartate--tRNA ligase, cytoplasmic-like
Exons: 12
Coding region: 46-1728 (560 amino acids)
Biological process (GO): aspartyl-tRNA aminoacylation
Cellular component (GO): cytosol; aminoacyl-tRNA synthetase multienzyme complex; cytoplasm
Molecular function (GO): aspartate-tRNA ligase activity; RNA binding; ATP binding
Source: RefSeq, a predicted model, not a curated record